AUGUCUCUCUCCGCGCUCUUCGCCCCAAUAACCCUUCCCCUCGCCUCCCUCUUCGCAAUCCCAAUGCUCUCCUCCUGGUCCACAUCCAUAAAUCUCGUCUUCAUAAGCCUGACAUGGACCACAAUCGCCAUGACCUAUUCGCCGCUCGAACUGGAGUUCUUCGGCCCCCUCCUUCUGCGCACCACAUUGUACAUCCUGCCCUCCCUCUUAUUCCUAGCCAUCGAUUUGGGCGUCCCGAGUCUGGCGCUGGAAUUGAAGGCGCAGGGUGAGCGCAGCCUACCCGGGAAGCAAAAGGGAGGAGCCCAAAAGAUUAGGAAUGUGGUGCUGUGGAGUUGCUUUAAUGUCCUGUUGGGCGUCGCAAUCCAAGCAGGCAUCGAAUUCCUCGUAACAGAUGUCCUACGCAUGCGCAGCCUGCUUGUCAUCAAGGGAAGCAGAUGGAGUUUAAACCACCUGCCCAACCCAUGGAAGCUCGCGAAACACCUCGGAAUUGGUAUUGUGUCGCGGAAUGUCCUCCAAUACUACAUUCACCGCGAUCUGCUCCAUAGCUCCGCUGGAGGGACUCUAGCACAACUCCACCAGUCUUGGCAUCAUAGCGUUAGCGCUCCCUACUCCUUCACGGCGAAUUACGACCAUCCACUGCCUUACCUGCUCCAUCGCUUCCUCCCGCUAUACGUCCCGGCCAUUGUGUUCCGCUUCCACCUCACCACCUACCUGAUUAUGAUUGCGUUGACCUCUCUUGAAGAAUUGUUUACCUAUUCUGGUUACAAUGUCCUGCCGUCCACAAUCAUGCUCAAAGGUAUGGCACGGAGGGUCGAUGCGCAUAUGGCGACUCAAGGGAAGGGUAACUAUGGGCCACUGGGUGUGUUGGAUUGGGUCAAUGGGACGACGCUUGGCGGUCGAGAUAUUGCGGACGAUUUGGGUGAUGAGAUGGACAAGCAUCAAGUGGAGGAGCGGGCGACUGGGAUGGCAGAUAAAUUGAAGGCGAAGGCGAAGAAGGGGAAGGGUAGGGGUUAA
Molecule: messenger RNA, 1014 nt
Organism: Didymosphaeria variabile
Lineage: Eukaryota; Fungi; Ascomycota; Dothideomycetes; Pleosporales; Didymosphaeriaceae
Exons: 2
Coding region: 1-1014 (337 amino acids)
Biological process (GO): ergosterol biosynthetic process
Molecular function (GO): C-4 methylsterol oxidase activity; iron ion binding
Source: RefSeq, a predicted model, not a curated record